AAAAAAAGAAUAACCAUGGGAGCUGAUGGACAGAAGCAGAGACUCAUCAUCAUUGGCGUUUCCACCUUCUUGCUGGUGGCUAUGGUGGUAGCCGUGACGGUUAGCGUGACCCUGAACAACAAGGGAGCAAGCGACGAUGAAAAUGAAGAAAGAAAAUCACACGUGGCUUCCUCUCUGAAAGCGGUGAAAACCCUUUGCGCACCCACGGACUACCAGAAAGAAUGCGAGGACAGUCUCAAUGCAAACGCCGGCAACGUCACCGAUCCCAGGGAACUCAUCAAAAUGGCCUUCAACAUCACCAUCACCAGAAUCAGCCACGGGCUCGGGGAAACCAAGCUCAUGCACGACGUCGAGAGCGACCCCAGAACCAAGGAGGCCCUCGACACCUGCAAGCAACUCAUGAACCUCUCCAUCGAGGAGUUCAACCGCUCCCUCCAGAGAUUCAGCAAGUUCGACCUCAACAACCUCGACCGCAUCCUCACCAGUCUCAAGGUCUGGCUCAGCGGCGCCGUCACCUACCAGGAGACAUGCCUUGACGCCUUCGAGAACACCACCACCGACGCCGGAAAGAAGAUGCAGGAGCUCUUGCAAACCGCCAUGCACAUGACCAGCAACGGUCUCGCUAUCAUCUCCGAGCUGGCCAAGACUCUCUCCGAGAUGCAGCUAUCCAGGUCCGGCCGCCGCCUCAUGACGGCCGACGACGAUUUGCCCAUUCUUGGCCACGACGACGACUUUGACCUUCCCGACUGGGUUGAGAACCGCUUCGGCGUUCGCAGACUCAUGAAAAUGACUGGACGCAAACGCAUGGCCCAUGUGGUGGUUGCCAAGGAUGGCAGCGGAAAUUUCACCACCAUCAACGACGCCUUGAAGAGCGUGCCCAUGAAGAACCUGAGGCCCUAUAUCAUCUACAUCAAGGAGGGCGUUUACGACGAGUACGUUGAAGUUUUCAGAAACAUGACCCAUGUCGUCUUUAUUGGUGAUGGUGGAAGGAAGUCAAGGAUCACAGGAAGCAAAAACUUCGUCGAUGGUGUUGGAACCUACAAAACCGCCAGUGCUGCCAUUAUCGGAGAUUUCUUCGUCGCCAUUGGUAUGGGAUUCGAGAACACCGCCGGCGCUGAAAAACAUCAAGCCGUGGCAUUGAGGGUUCAAUCCGACAGGUCCAUCUUCUACAAGUGCCGGAUGGAUGGGUAUCAAGACACACUUUACGCCCACGCAAUGCGUCAAUUCUACCGCGACUGCACCAUUUCUGGCACCAUCGACUUUGUGUUCGGCGAUGCAGUGGCUGUGCUCCAGAACUGCACAUUCGUUGUGAGAAAGCCGUUGGCAAACCAGCAAUGCAUUGUGACGGCACAGGGCAGGAAGGAGAAGAACCAGCCAUCGGGUAUUGUGAUCCACGGAGGGUCCAUUGUUUCAGACCCACUGUACUACCCAGUUAGGUUCGACAACAAGGCUUACUUGGCUCGCCCAUGGAAGAACUUCUCAAGGACCAUCUUCAUGGACUCUUUCAUCGAUGACUUGAUCACCCCCGAUGGCUACAUGCCAUGGCAGACACUGGAAGGUUUAAGCGGCAUGGACACUUGUUUCUACGCUGAGAUCAACAACCGUGGCCCCGGUGCAGACAAAUCGAAGCGCGUGAAAUGGGAAGGAAUCAAGGCCCUUACCAAUGACGUAGCAACAACAUUCAUGCCAUCACCGUUCUUCCACGGAGAUGACUGGAUUAGGGUCACAAGGGUUCCCUACGACUCUGGCCUGCCCUCCCCCACUCACUGAUCACUUUUAUUCUUCUUCUUCUUCUUUUUGGGAGAGAGCCAGAGUGCGUGUUGCCAAAUUUAAUCGCUCAUUCAUCGCUCUUUCCCUUCCAUUCGUUAAUUGCUCUCAAAUGCAAGUUUGUAUGAACUGGGAUUUUCCUAUUACAGUUCUCUGUGCUUGUAGGGUGCGUAAUUAAUUAAUUAAUUAAUUAGAUUCAUAUUACUUUUGCCUCUUC
Molecule: messenger RNA, 1984 nt
Organism: Vigna unguiculata (cowpea)
Lineage: Eukaryota; Viridiplantae; Streptophyta; Magnoliopsida; Fabales; Fabaceae
Product: putative pectinesterase/pectinesterase inhibitor 21
Biological process (GO): cell wall modification
Molecular function (GO): enzyme inhibitor activity; pectinesterase activity
Source: RefSeq, a predicted model, not a curated record